AUGGAGGCAAAAUCACAUUGGACCCAACAUCAUGAGGGAGGGGUUGUAAACACUAUUGACAACUGGGACAUAGAUGAAAUUUCAUCUAUUGGAGUUGGUAAAGUAGUAAAGUCUAUUGGUUAUUUCAAAUGUCUGUCCUUGUGGUAUAGUCACCCUAGUCUAAGUUGUGGUUCAAUAAGGCCUCGAAAUUGUGAUGAAGAAGUCAGGCAGUUCUGCACUGAUGUGAAGGGCCACAGUAAAGUCCAUGUCUAUGUGGAGCAUAUUGUUGAGACAUCUUCUUUUACUGUAGCACUCUUGGACAUUGUUGAUAAGGCUGGUGAGUCUGAUGUAGAAAUAGAAAUAAUUGAGACUGAGAAGGAUAAUGGCAGUGGUGUGCAAGUUGUUCCAGACUUUGUAACUAAGAAGGAGACGGAUAAUGUGCAAGGUGAUCCAGAGUCUGAGGCUGACGCAGUUGCGGCUGAUAAAGAGGAGGAUAAGGGUGUUGAAGGUGAUGAUAAGGGUGAGGAAGUUGAAGUUGACAAAGAGAAGGACCAAACUGCUGAGGUUGACAAGGAAGCAGUGACUGAGAAUGAUACUCAUGUACAAGAUGGGAGUGAAGUUGAAAGGGAUAAGACUAGACAAAAGAAACACACAAAAAAGGAUGCUAGCCGGAGGGAGUUGAAGAAGUAUCUUCGAAAUGACCUUAAUUGCUGUUUAUGGAGGGCUGUUAGGGCAAGCAUAGUUCCUGAAUGGACUGUAGCAAUGGAAGCAAUGAAACCACUGAAUGAAGCUGCCUAUCUGGAACUGAAAAACCUCCCACCAAAACAAUGGGUCAUAUCAGCUUUUUCUACUGACACACAUUGUGACUUGCAGGUCAAUAACAUGUGUGAAGACUUCAAUAUGGUCAUUCUAGAGCAUAGGGAGAAGCCUAUUGAUGACCCGGGGUUGGAUAGCCAUGAUGAUAUGAGAAGAGAAAAUUACAAAAUUGAAAAAGAAUCUGAUGAGUCGCGCAUGUGCGUCAUGGAUGGCAGAUGCGUGGCAUUACUGUAUGAAGAAAAGAGGAAAAAACUGAAGACCACACAUAGAAAAUCCACAUAUAUGGAGACUUACUCUUACCUCAUCGGACCAAAUAAUGGACCAAAGCUAUGGGGUGAGGAUCAUUCUUUGCCACUAAAUCCACCAUUCAUGAGGAGAGAUGUUGGAAGGCCAAAAACAUAUAGAUCUAAGAAGAAUGAUGAGCCUAAGGACCCUAACAAGAUGAGGUUGAGGAAACAUCACAAAAAUGUGAAGUGCCGAAGAUGUGGGAAAUUUGGACAUAAUAAAAGGACAUGCACAAGGAAGACUGCGGAAAACAUAGCAAUACCUGUUGGUGGAAAUAAGGAUAAUACUCAACUCUUGCACCCUGAACAGAGGAAUGAAGUUGGAUCUUCUACUGCUACUAAAAUUCUAGUUGGAUCUCAGGCACCACAAUCUCAAACUGGUACUGAGAGUCAGCCACCAUCAUCUCAGAGCCAACCACCAUCACCUCAGGUCCUGCCACCAUCAUCUCAGGGCCACACUCCACCAUCUCAAACUCAGCCUCCACAAAGAAAGCCUAGAGUGACCAAGCCUAAGCCUAAGCCUAAGACACAAGGAAAACCAAAUAAAGCUGCAACAAGAGGAAAGAAGAAUAUUGGAGAGAGUAGUGGGACUAAGUAG
Messenger RNA from Lotus japonicus, 1677 nucleotides. RefSeq lists its product as uncharacterized. The coding region runs from base 1 to 1677 and encodes 558 amino acids. NCBI's taxonomy places the organism in Eukaryota, Viridiplantae, Streptophyta, Magnoliopsida, Fabales, Fabaceae. The transcript is spliced from 6 exons. Gene Ontology annotation, molecular function: nucleic acid binding; zinc ion binding. The record is from RefSeq and is a predicted model, not a curated record.